This is a messenger RNA of Monodelphis domestica (gray short-tailed opossum), 7591 nucleotides long. Lineage: Eukaryota; Metazoa; Chordata; Mammalia; Didelphimorphia; Didelphidae. The record is from RefSeq and is a predicted model, not a curated record.
CCUGUCUCCAGCUUUUCGUGGCAGAGCAUGUUGGGAAAUGUAGUGGGCAAGGUCUUCGGAGCGGUUCCACAAGGCAGGAGAGAGGGAGGGAUUCCAGCAUGUGGACUACAUUUCCCAUAAGAACACUUCGCCGCGCCUCCGACUCUAGAAGAGGGGCAAGGCAGCAGCUCGUUAUUUCCUCACCUCUUCUCCGUGUCCACCUUCGCCUUUCUCUAGCUCUAAAUGACUACGUCCAAUCCAAGUUCAACCUCCCUGCCCCCAUUAGAGUGGCUUUAGAGCCAUUGAGAGGAGGAAGGCAGGAAAAUCCCAAAAAGAUGCGCGAGAGAGGGCGGAGGCAGGGGCCCAGUUUAGCUGGCGGAAAGGGGCGGGGCUCCCGCCUCACUUGCAGGGGCGCCAUCACCUCUCGUCACUUCCGUAAACAAAAGGGUUUGAGAAGGCGACCCAGCUGCGAUGUGACUGCCGCCGCGGUGCGGGCUGAGCCGCAUUAUCGUAGCCUGCUCCUCCCGCCUCAGGUCUUAAAAAAUUGGUCUUGGUGCAGCAAGGAAUAUAAAACUAUGGAAGAACGAAAAAUAAAAAGGAGGAGCCCUAAAUCCUUUAGUUCUCAUUCUACUCAACUUGUUAAUUCUAAGAAAAAUUCCAUGCCAGUUAGUAAAAGCACAGGUUUUUCAAAUCCAACAUCACAGUCAACUUCACAAAGACCAAAGUUAAAAAGAGGCAUGAAAGAAAAGGCCAGACCUCAGGGAGGAGAAGGAAAAGGUGCCCAGUCAGCUCCAAUUCAGCAUUCCUUUCUCACUGAUGUCUCAGAUGUUCAAGAGAUGGAGAGGGGCCUUCUGAGCCUUUUGAAUGAUUUCCAUUCUGGAAAACUUCAAGCAUUUGGAAAUGAAUGUUCCAUAGAACAGAUGGAACAUGUUCGAGGAAUGCAGGAGAAGUUAGCUCGACUGAAUUUGGAGCUCUAUGGGGAGUUAGAGGAACUUCCUGAGGAUAAGAGAAAAAUAGCCAGUGACGCUAAUCUGGAUAGGCUUCUGUCAGAUUUAGAAGAGCUGAAUUCUUCCAUGUAUCCUUUGCUAAAUAUCUAUAGGGAAAAGUUCUAUUUAAUGGAAUUCCUGGAGAACUGGUUAUGGGAAAGGUUUUAGCUAAGGAUUCUGUUCAGAAGCUACUAAAGACACCAACUAUUACCGAUGGAGUUUAUCCUUUGCAUCUUAGGACCCCAGACACAAUAGAAUUUCUAUGACUUUAACUCUGUAAUUUUUUUGUGUUUUGUCAUGAGGACACUUCUGCAUAGAUAGUGGACACCAUUAGAGGGAUAUUCAUUUUGAGGCAAAGUGAAAUAGAAUUUACAUAGGGCAUAAUGGCAUGUAUAGAAUAUAAGAACAUCUUUUAAAAUACUUUUAAAGUGCCUAAAAUUUGUUCAUAGUCAUUAAACUAUAGGCUUUCUCUAUGAGAUUAUGUACUAUAUAGUGACAUCUAUUUUGUAAGUCAUGGGGCAUUUCCCUUUAAGUUGAAUAUUCAUCAUGGAAUUACUUCUCACUAGUGCAUUUAAAAUGUUAGGAGAUUUGAUUCACAAGAUUUUGAUUUGUGCUAACCUUUUUAGGAUCUUUUCAGUCAGUAAGUGUUUAUUGAAUAUGCCCUAUCUGAAGAACUUUUUUUACUUUAAAUAUUUUUUAAUUUUUUUACUCAUUUUAAAAAUAUUCCUUAGCCCCAUGAGGCAUCCCUCUUUUUGUCAAUUUAGAAAGACAAACCAUUAUACCAUGAAACAAUUAGUGAAUAAAACUGUUAUAAAUCACAUUAUAUACUGAUAAAGUGCCAAAUUGUAUUAUUUAGGUAGAGAAUAGGACAAUGCUUCAUGAAAAUAAAUGCAAAAUGAAUUAAAGAGGAAAGAAGUCAAUCCUGGCAGCACUGUCAUGUGAAAAAAUAUUCAGACAAUGGUAGGACUAAUAAGUGUUCCCUCCAGACUUAGUACUUUUUUUUUUUUUUGCUUCUUUCCCUCAGAGAGAACUCCCCUUAUGGCAUCAACUAUUUUCUUGAUAUUGAUGACUCCCAAAUUUUAUCUUCAAAUCUUCUCAUUUGAAUUCUAGUCAUUUACUGGACAUUCCAUUUAGAUGUCCUGUUGUCACUUUAAAUUCAACAUGUCUAAUACCAAACUCAUUUUUUCCCCUUCAUUUUUUUCCCCUUUCCCCUGGUUCUUCUUCCUAGCUUUCCUUUAUCAGUAAUACUAUCCAUUCUUCCCAAUCACUCAGACUCCAAUCAAUCACCAAGACCUUUCAGUUCUUCCUUCAAAAUACCAGUAUGUCUUCCUGUCAUUCUCCUGCUCAGUCAGUUAAAUGGUGCCUUACUUUUUUACUUCAUUAGAUCUCAACUCCUUUGUGGAAGGCAACGUGGUACAGUGAGAAGUACUCUGGAUUCAGAGUCAGAACAUCUAGUUUAAAAUCUCAGCCCUAUUACUCACAACUUAUGUGUGACCUUGGGCAAAUUCCAAAUGCUCUCACUUUCCUUCUUUGAAAAAUCCUCUCAUGUUCCUUCCAAAGUUAUAUCUAUCUUUCUAGGUUCCUGUUAAAUUGUAGUCUAGUAGUCUUUGUGGACUUUCAUUAUCUGACCCCACUAAUACUCAAUAAUAUCUCCUACUGUCUGCUAAAAACUCUUUGUUAAGUUAUGGAACUUUUUUUUCAGCAAGUCGGGUCUACUCAUUCUCCCCAAACUUACCAUCAUCAUUUUUACUUCUUUCCCUUUGCUGUACUUUCUGUUUAUCAUGUUCUGCUUUUCCCCCUCUGAUCACCUAAUUUUACUCAUUCUUCAGAACCCUUUUUAUUCCUUCCCUUUUAAAGUCAAUGUAACAUAGUCUAGGUUCUAAUUAUUAUUCAGUUUCCCUGUUGUUUCAUGUUACUUAUGUCUCCCUGUGACAUUUUCAAGUUCCUAGAGGCAAACGCCAUGUCUUAUACCUUUUAGGUGGUCCCUAGAUUGUGUAGUAUAUUGCUGAACACAUAUUAGAUGCAAAGCCCUGAAGGACUGACUAUGGUACAUAUUAGUGUAGAAAAAGACUGUAAGUUCCACAUAAUAUAGUAACCAAAAAAUAUGUCAUCUUGGGAUACUUUAAGAAAAGCAUAACUUCCAGUAAUAAGAAAGUGCUAGUACUUUGGUUCUAUAGACCACAUCUUGAAUAUUGAGUUGAAUUCUGAGUGCCACGGGUUUUUAGGACAUUGAUAAAUUAGAAAUAAUUCCACCAGGACCUGGAAAAUAUUUGAAGCUUAUGUGCCAAUGAUAUUUGUUGCUAAUAAUGAAGAAGUGGAGAAAUUUUGUGGAGAACUCCUUAAGACCCUCCAAAUGAAAUCAGUAUAUACACUGGUAUAAAAGUUGGGGGGGAAAUGGUGAGUGCUGCAAGGAAUACAUAGGAAAGCAUAUAAAUGAGAAAAGCCAAAGGCUUAUAGAUUCUGUAGCCUCAAAACCUCAAACAAUUUCUUGGAGAAAAAAAUUGGUAGGUAUAAGGCAUGGAAGUCACUAAACAAUAUCACAGAAAAUGAAAUGUAAAAGACCUGUUAUUGAUAUGGGAGUCAUUCCUCGGUCUUAAAGUGUCUGUGUAUAGUUACACCAUCAACUUGUCUGAGAAAGACCAGCUACAAUAAAAAUAAUAAGAAAAAUUUGUAUGUGGAAUACAGUGAAAACAACUCCUCAUCAUUUAGGCAAAUAAUUGACAAAGAAAGCAUAGUGAAUGGACAGCAGAAAUAACAUUUACACUGAUUCUAAUAAUUUAAUACAGAAGUUUAACUAAUCUAAGUUUAUUUCCACAAGAUCAAAAGAAACCAUAAAACCCCUUAAUAAGCUUUGAUUUACUUAACAAGUGAAGAGAGAGUAGCCAAAGGCACCAUUGGAAUUGAACAUAUUGAUUCAUUUAAAUAGUCUUACAAAAAAAGUUGAUGGGCAAUUAUGAGCAAUGUGGGUCUUACAAAAUUACAGUAGAGUAAACCACUUUAAAUAAGUUUAGUAAGACAUACAACCAAGCAAAGUCUUACCAAGGACAUUAAAGGAUGAAAAUAGACUACAAGCUGAAGAAAAAUGGAAAAGAGCUACAAAGAUUACAGUAAAAUGCUGUCUUCACCCUAAGGCGAGUGUAACCAUCAGUUUAUGCUUGUAGGGAGGAAGAAAUGAUACUAAAGAAAACAAAGAGGGGGGAAAGCAACCAGAUAUAUGCAGAGGAGAUCUGUCCUGGAGGCUACACAGUUGUUAGGAUGUUAAAGGGUUGUCAAUAUGCAAGGUAUCUAAAAGGAUAAAAGGCAUAGGAAAAAUUUUAGACCUUAUUAAUAUUCAAAAAAGUGAACCAAGCAAAUAUCAGUAACUACCAAACCAAACAACUAUUAUCUGAAUUAUUUGUUUAAAAAACCUUUGAAAGUUAUCUCUGUAUACUAAUCAAGGAAAUCUUUGAUGAGGGUCUUAUUAAGGGACAAGCAGGCUUUUACAACUGAUUUUCAACAUUGAGCCAUAUCUUUACCAUUCCAUAACUGAAAGAUGUACAUAAUAUGAGCCAAUAUAAUUUUCUUUGCUUUCUUAAGGAGUGAGGUAGGGGCAGGAGGGAAGAAGAUUUGGAAUUCAACAUUUUUAUAAAUGUUAAAAAAUGUCUUCAUUUAAUUGGGAAAUAUUUAUUGAAAUAAAAUACAUCUAAAGAAAACAAAAGGAAGACAUUAAAAUCAUAUCUUAAAGUCUGUUUUCCAACAAAGUAAGCUAUAACAACAGAAAAAAAUCCUUUUCAAUGACCAUCUUUUCAUAACUAUAAAGGGAGUCAUCAAAAAGGAAAAUAUAUACUCCAUAAAAGUGUUUAUCAGUGUGAUUAAAGAAGAUCUAGUUCAAAAUCCAAGUUAAAGAAGGUCUCUAUGGAUUGUGAUGUCCUAUAGAUGUAUCCGUCUGCAGAUGAUGCAUUGUUUACAUCAAUCCUGGAACAUUGUAGAGCCUCUUGAAAGUGAUCCAUCACAGCUCAUGAGUUUGGCCUGACCUUUCAUCUGCAAAGACCAAGUGGAUGAAGAACAUGAAUUGCUCAAAUUUUGAUAUGCUUUUGGAUGAACCUGUAGAGUAUCUAUCAACAUCUAGCAUAGACAAUAAGUUGGGUCCAAAGUUGAAUAGGAAGAAGAGAGUAGAUUGGAUUGCUUUAGAGGCAUUUUAGAAUUCCUUUAGUUACCCCAAUAUUUUUGCUAACAAAAGCCUAUCUUUCUCUGUAUUGCUAUAUGGCAGCAAGACAUGGAAUGUAAUGCUUUCUGGAGAAUUAGAAAUAAAUAUCCCACAGUGGGCUACUGAAGCAAGCAUACAGUAGGUGCGAUCAAGUGGCAGAUUAUCCCAGUGAGGAAAUUCAAAGUCCAAAAGUAAAGAAUGUCAUUCAAGAAAUGUACAAGCAAGUGAGAAGAGUUAACAGAUGGUGGACAUGCUUCAUGAUGUCAAGAGAAACAGAAGAAAAACUACAGUAUGUUAUGUGAAUCUCUUAUAACUUAUGGGAGGAUGUGGACAAGAAUCAAAUAGAAUAAACGGUCAUAGGUAACCUACAUAUGAAUAAUUGGAGGGAACUUCUAAAUCAGUGAAACCUGACUUAGAUCUUUGUAUAGAUAAGCUGAAGAGAAUCCAGAAGGGGAUAACCAGGAUAGUAAAGGACUUUGAGUAUGAUAUAAAGAAUGGUUGAAAAAAGUGAGUAUGUUUCACCUAGAGAAUGGAAAAUAUGAUAGGUGUCUUCAAAUGUGUUGGAAUGCCAUGUGAACAAUGAAUUAGACUUUCUCUCUUUGGGCUUUAUUUGAAACACUCAAAACAGAGCAGAUGAUGAGUGGAAGUGUCCAGAAGUGGAAUGGGUUGCCUUAGAAGAUAAUAGUUUCCCUCUCUUUGGAGAUCUUCAAAAAAGAGUAGCUAGAUGACUUCUUGUCAGAUAUGUUGAGGCCCUUUCCAAUUCUAAUAUACUGUGAUAAAAGAGGAGGAUAGUUAAGAUGAAAAGAAUAGGAGUGAAUAUUUGUAGAAAAACACUACAGAAAACAGCUGUAGUGAUAUUAAGAAUGUUUGGUUUAGAAGGCAAUGAGAUGGCUCAGUGGAUUGAGAAUAAAGCUUAUAAAUGGGAGGUUCACAGUUCAGGCUGGAGUCUGGCCUCAGACACUUCCUAGCUGUGUGACUCUGGGCAAGUCAUUUAUCCUCCAUUGCCUAGCCCUUAUUGCUCUUCCUUUUAACCAAUUAACAGCAUUGAUUCUAAGACAGAAGGCAAGAGUUUGUUUUAUUUUUUUAAAAAGGAUUAUUUCCAUUUUUAAAAAAAUAAAGCUACCCCCAAAACAUCUUUAAUAUGGCUCUAGAAUUUAAAAUAUUACAAUAUUUCCUUUGUGCGAUAGAAAGAGCACUUGUCUGAGUGUCAGGAGACCCAAGUUCAAGUGCUAUUGUUGAAAUUUUUAGUGACAAGUCACUUGACUUUUCUGUGCCCUAUGAAAAGUACAUUCAAAAUGCUACUAGUACUCCUCAUAUCACCCACCUUACACAGUUGUAAGGAAAGCAUUUUGCAAACCCUAAAGUUCCAUAUAAAUGAAAAGAAUGGUUAAUAAUCAUUCUGAUUAUUUGUUGAAGGUUUUUUUUUUUAAUUCUGGGAUUACUUAAAUUUAGAGCAUUUUAUAUAACCAGGAGUAACUUGUUUUUGCUAUAUUCUAACCAUAAAAUAUGCCAUUAAUUCAACACGAUAGUUAAAAAUGGGGCCUUCUAUAAAAUUGAGGCUAUGUAUACUCUAUUGAAACAUAGCAUGCAAUUUCAGGAUAAUUCAAUAUGGAAAACAUAAAACAAGCUACUGAAGUUAAACACAAACACGGUUUUAAUUCACAGGUUUUGAAUAUAGGGUGAAAUGGUCCUUAAGAGCUUUUCCUACCACUAAAACUUCCCUGUCAAUGAAUGCUUUCAUAGUAUAUACUCAUCCCUCCCCUACAACCUCACAAUGUAUUUUUAAUUUUCUAUAGCCUCUGAAUAAAACUUUGAUGCUUAAAAUCUUAUUUUUAAUAACAAAAAGCUUCUUAACUGGUUACUUCAGACAAAAACUUCACCUGGCAGAUGCUCAAGAUGUUCCAAAUACCUCUACCAGCUAAAAUAAUAUGCACUUCACUCAUUGUCUUGUGAUUCAGAGAAAAAACAGUCAUCAGAAUCCAGCUGAAUCCUGAAGCUGAUUCAUCUUCUCUCUAACAAAGAAUGAAAGCCCAUAUGCAACUGAUUGUUCUCACACAUUGCUUUUAGUAACUCUGACUGCUGUAAUUCGCCAUAGCUGGGGGCCAGGUUGUGUUGAAGUCUCAAAUCAGGAAAUGUGACUGCCACAUUGUGCUGCUAUGCUUUUUAUUACUGCCUUAUCGUCCAAAAGCUGAGGGUAAGACUUGAAAGUGCAUUUAUUUCAUGCUAAGUGUUGUUCACAGGACCGAAGGAUUUAUCCUUCCCAAGCUCAUCAACCUUGUUCCAAUUUUUACUUAUAAGUUGGCUUGUGACCGCUUAGCUUCAGUUUACAAGUAGACAAUCAGCACACUACUCAGUGUGUUUUUCAGUGGCCAGUGACAACAAAAUGUUAAAUAAGUAUUUGUGAAUUUGCUAUUUUUAAUAAAGUAACAGUUUUAAAUUA